AUGGCGACAAGAUCUUUGCCAAACAUCAUCGUGACGGGCACCCCCGGGACGGGAAAGACGACACACUGCGAAACACUGGCGCAACGCACAGGACUAAAGCACAUAUCGGUCACGCACAUUGUCAAAGACAAGGAGUGCCAUGAGGGCUGGGACGAGGAAUAUCAGUCCUGGAUUGUGGAUGAGGAUAAGCUCCUGGAUGCAAUUGAGGAUGAUGCAAAGGCUGGUGGCUGCAUCAUUGAUUGGCAUGCCUGUGACCUGUUUCCCAAAAGCUGGAUCGACCUAGUCGUCGUGCUGAGGGCGGAUUCGGCAACGCAUUAUGACCGGUUGAAGGCAAGAAACUACCCCGAGAACAAACUCCAAGAGAACCUGGACUCGGAGAUCAUGGAGGUGCUGCUACAGGAAGCACGGGAUUCCUACGAUGCCGAGAUCGUGGUGGAGCUGCAGAGCAACACGACAGAUGAAAUGGAGGCCAAUGUCGACAGGAUCGAGGCUUGGUUGAGUCAAUGGAAGAUUGACAAUGGCGUCUGA
Pyricularia pennisetigena is the source of this 528-nucleotide messenger RNA. RefSeq lists its product as uncharacterized. The coding region runs from base 1 to 528 and encodes 175 amino acids. Gene Ontology annotation, molecular function: ATP hydrolysis activity; AMP kinase activity; ATP binding. Lineage: Eukaryota; Fungi; Ascomycota; Sordariomycetes; Magnaporthales; Pyriculariaceae. The transcript is spliced from 3 exons. Gene Ontology annotation, cellular component: nucleus; cytoplasm. The record is from RefSeq and is a predicted model, not a curated record.